Messenger RNA from Epithele typhae, 1950 nucleotides. RefSeq lists its product as uncharacterized. The record is from RefSeq and is a predicted model, not a curated record. Bases 1 to 1950 code for a protein of 649 amino acids. The transcript has 3 exons. Lineage: Eukaryota; Fungi; Basidiomycota; Agaricomycetes; Polyporales; Epitheliaceae.
AUGGCCGACGCGAGCUCAAUGCACAGUCUCUCCAGCACCCUUGGUACUCAGCCUAUGAGUAGUCCACCGAACGGCGACCCACAGCAGCAUGCCCAGCACCCGCAUAUAGCCAACCCGGCCGACCUCAAUCACCACGGCAUGCCUCUGAUGGGUCCCCCGCAGCCUCCCCAACAGCCUGGCGUCGAGGGUGCCCCUCCGGGAGUCCCCGAACAACCCGUCAAGCGAAAGCCCGGUCGUCCAAAAGGUAGCGGCAAAAAACCGGUCGACCCGAACGCGCCGCCAAAGAUCAAGAGGCCCGUAGGACGCCCACGUAAAGACGGUCUGCCCGCAGGUUCAGUUGGUCCUCGCCGUCCCAGCCGUCCCCGGAAGCGUCCUCCGGGGUCAUUUGCCAGCGGUCCUCAGACGUCGCCAACGGGCACGUACCCAUAUGCCACUCCAUUCGCGGUCGCAGACCCCGCGUGGGGCUCGGCUUCAGCCCCCCCUAUGGCCGUGCGUCCUGGCCGCCCAGCCGUCUUCCCAAUCGACCCAUCUCUACACGUGGACGACUGGGGCGAGAUGUCGCGGACGCGACCCGACCGGUUUUUGCACGCGCUCGUGCAGGCUCUCGAGGCCCCUAACCCCGUCUCAGGGGCCGGCCCAAGCGUCGAGGAGGCGUUCAAGUCUCACCUGAUCUCGCUCGCGCCGAACAGCAAGAACGCCGCGCCGUCGAUCCCGUCGCUCUACUCCAUCCUCAAGACGUUCUGGCUUCCGUCGUCGCCCGUCUACUUCUCCCUCACCGCCUCCGCGUCGACCGCGCGGAUCCCCUCCGAGCACCGCUUCGUCUACUGGGACCCGCAGCCGCUGGUGUUCAACGGGAUCGGGUGCCCAGUGUGCGCGUUGCCGCUGGCCAACCGCGGUCGCAUCUCGUCGGGGCCGAUCAAGGUGUACGACCUCGGCAAGCCGUUCUUUGUGAUUGGCUGCGAGUACGUGUGCACGAGCCCGGCAUGCAUGGCGCAGACGGGGAACCAAGGCCGCAAGUACGCUAGCACGGACGCGACGGUCCUGCGCGCGCUGCCCAUCAAGCUGAAGGACGAGUUCCCGGCGUUGCUGCUGCAGGGGAACCCCGACCUGGGCAGCGGCCCGGAGAUCUGGAACUGGCAGGGGAUGGGCGUGUCGACGUCGCUGUGGAACAUGGUGCGCGCGAGCGUCCGCGCGGGGCUGCGGAAGGAGGCCAUCCUCGACAUUGUGCGCGCGAUCCAGGUCGGGGUGCCCGACUUUGACUACACUUCGAUGUCGUUCAAGCACGAGGAGGAGGAGCCGGACCAGGGGAUGGACGACGAGGACGAUGAGCAACAUGACUCUCAGCAGGUGGAAGGAGAUUUGAACGCAGACAAGGAUCAAUCUACCGAGGAGUUCCAGGACGCGUGGAACGCGAACAGUGGAGUUCCGGACGGCGACGGCGCGGGACCGUCGCAGAUGCCUGAAGCAGGCCCCAGCGACUCGCAGGAACACCACUCCCCCAACGGACACCACAGCGCCAGCGCCGGUCCCCCGCCCCCGCCCCAGUCCCAGCCACCUCCGUCACAACCGCCGCCGGUCGCUCCGCCUCCGCAGUCCCAGCCGCAGCCGCACCCUCCUCCCCACUACGCCUUUGCGCCCCCACCCCCUCAGGCGCCGUACCCGGCGUACCCGUACCCGUACCCGUACCCGCAGUGGUCGCAGCCCCCGGAGCCGCAGGCCCCCGCGACGCUGAAGCGCACGUUCUCCAUCGUCGACGGCACGCCGGACCCCGGGCUGUCGGAGCCGCUGCACAAGCGCGUGCGUCACUGCUGCAAGUGCGGCAGCAACGAGUGCAAGGGCAAGGGCGGCCGGGCGUUCUGCAACAACCCGUGCCAGGACUGCGGCAAGAUGGAGUGCAAGGGCCGGAACAGCAAGCGGCCGGACAGGACGUGCUCGGACGCGUGGCCGUAA